AUGAUGUUUGUCUUGGUCUGUCUUUUUUUCAAGUUCCUUUGCACAGAAAAUGGAUGAUGGAGGGAAAAGCUGUAUUUCUGCAGAAGCACCUGAUACAAUGGAAUCAGUUUCUUUUCUCAGUGUAUUGGGUAAUCCUUCACCUAUGGAGUCAACUGUAUUGCCUAAUACAGAGGAACGGCAGGCAUAUCAGCCUUUGAAAGUCUUCUUGAGAGUGAGGCCUUUUUCUGUAGCGGAGCUUGAAAACCCUGAACCUCAGUGUUGUCUAACUAUUGAAGAUCACCAGACAGUAAUUCUUAAUGCACCCAAAGAGUCUUCUGCAGUGAAAAACAGUGAAAAAGGAAUUGGUCGCUCUGUGCACAAGUUCACAUUUUCUCAGGUCUUUGGACCAGAAACUACUCAGAGUGAAUUUUUCGAAGGCUCAAUGAAAGAGAUAGUAAGAGCAUAUGUUAAUGGAGUGAAUGGACUGGUGUUUACUUAUGGGGUUACAAAUGCAGGCAAGACAUUCACUAUCCAAGGGACUUCAAAGGAUUUUGGCAUUUUACCUCGCUCACUUGAUGUGGUUUUUAACCACAUCAGGGGAAGACAUUAUCUGAAGAUGAACUUCAAGCCGUAUUUGAGUAAUGAUGUUAAGAAACUAGAAGAUGCACAAGUUAAACAAGAAGAAGCUAUGAAAAUGGCUGUUCUUGCAUCACUGAAAGAGAAUCUAACUCUACUGUAUGGAUACUUGGUGAACCUUGGAAUAAGGCAACUGUCUGGUUUUGGAGCUCAGGGUAAACUGGAAGAACUUUCUGCAGCAGCCAGCACACAGGACACAGAAGGCAGCUCAAAUACUAUAACAGAUACGUGUGAUGUGGAGUCGAAUUCUUCCAACUGUACCUCAAAAAGUCUUCCUUCUGAUUCACUAGCAGAGAAGAACUUUGUUCCACUUGAUAAGUACAGGAGUAAUAUACACCAAAAGACACAAGCAUCUGUGUGGAUUUCCUUCUGUGAAAUUUAUAACGAAUAUGUGUAUGAUCUAUUAAAUGUAUUAUCUACAUCAAAAACUCAGAAGCGCAGAGUCUUAAGAAUUUGUGAGGAUCAAGCAGGAAAUUCUUAUAUUAAAGACUUAAAGUGGAUUAACAUUCAGAGCACUGAAGAAGCCUGCAAAAUACUAAAAAUAGGAAACAAGAACCGAAGCUUUGCUUGUACUAGAAUGAAUGAGCAAUCAAGUAGGAGUCACAGUAUAUUUUCAAUCAGGCUACUAAAGCUAACUGAUGAGCAUCAGCCGCGUGUUCUUGGAGUUUCAGAGUUGUCUUUCUGUGACUUGGCUGGGUCAGAGAGGUGUAAUAAAACACACACCUUUGGAGACAGACUAAAAGAAGCAGGAAAUAUUAACAAUUCUCUUCAUAUCCUUGGAAAAUGCAUUGCAGCACUGAAGCAAAAUCAAAAUCCAAAGAUGAAGCCAAGCUAUAUUCCAUUCAGAGAGAGCAAGUUGACUCGUCUGUUUCAGCCAUUCUUCUGUGGAAAAGGCACAGCUUGUAUGAUUGUAAACAUUAAUCAGCAUGCCUCCACAUAUGAUGAAACACUACAUGUAAUGAAAUUUGCAGCUAUAGCCAAACAGGUAAUCCAGACAAUCCUACCAAAAGGUUUAGAUGGUUUUUCACCCAAGCUUGUUGGAGGUUGUGGCAAACCUAUUAUGCAGUUUGAUGCUGGUACAUCUGUAGAUGACUUUCCUGACAGUACUGAAACCUAUGCAGAAGAGGAAGUGGACAUCACCAUUCUGAGUCACGAGGAUCUCUUGAAAACUGCAGAGGACCUAAAGGAGAAGCUAGUUGCAGAAAGGCAAAGCAAACUCUCAUUGGAGGUGAAGAUACGUAGAGAGAUGGCAGAAGCAAUGUUCCGACAGCUGUUGGAAACAGAGGAAGCUUGGAGCAACCGUUUGGAAGAUAUGAAAGACAGUUAUGAAGAAAAACUGGAGAGCAAAUUUGAAAUGUAUAAAGAGGCCAUCAAGAAACAUGCAUAUAUGUGUGCAAUGGAACAAAUUGAAGACCAGUAUGUUCCCAUAGAAGAAUUUCUAGCUGAACAAGAGAAAGUUGAGGAUAGAGAGAAUAAAAUACUCCAAUUGGAAAAGCAACUUGACGAACAGUCAGGGAGGCUGUUGGCUCUGGGAAGUCCGAAUUUGGAUAUACCAACUACUGAAAAUAACAUGGAACUAGAACUUCUGAACAAGACGAUGCAGAGAGCCAAUGAAGGACUGCAGAAACAAUGCCAAGAGAAAGAAGAGCUUAUAAAAUCCCUGAAGUUAAAAAUACAGAAAUUAAAUGAAACUCUGCUAGAAGCUAAUGCAAACUACAGAAAAAUGGCAGAAGAGAACAGUCAACUGAAACAUACAAUCAUGCUCAAGGAUCAAGAAAUGAGUAGUCUUCAGAACUGGGCUAAACGUGUUCUUGAGCUGGAAGAAACAGUGUCUUCCCUGCAAAAAGAACUUGAUGACCAGAAAAAGCAUUUCUCUAAGGAGGAGCCAAAACAACAAAAGCCCAGGAAAGGUUUGUUGGCUAACCUGAAAUCCACAGUAGCAGCCACUGCUAUUACACCUCUUGGUAAAGGCUGGGGGAAGUGUGAAGGUGUCUCAUCCUCUUCAGGAAAACAAGUACUGUUGGCUCAUAAAGUAAAGGACUAAUAUUUGGUUAAUCAAAGUGUGCAGUUACUGGGCUUUUUUAUCUGAAACUGUUGGUAGUUUUUCACACUUGUGGAUGCCAUCUUCACUGUUGUGUUAACUGACAGAAAAAUGUUAAUACAGAACUCUUUUAAUUGAAUCAGUAUUGAAUUCAGAGCUAUGUAAGCUUAGAUCUAAACUUGUGUUUUUAAUGUUGAUACAGGGAUGUGAUUGGGGAAAUAAAUAUGUAAUUUUAAUUCUUGAGCUGCUUGAACUUCUGUCAUGGCCUUCUAUACUGGUAAAUGUGUGAUUUAUGCGAAGUGGGAUGUUCAUCUUCUGCUUGUUACCAUUUUAAACUAAGUAUUUCCUUUCAUUGUUGAUUCCUAGAAAUCUGAGGGCUUGUAAACUUAACCUCAAGUAGUUAGAAUAGCUGG
Messenger RNA from Neopsephotus bourkii (Bourke's parrot), 3069 nucleotides. RefSeq names its product kinesin-like protein KIF20A. The coding region runs from base 50 to 2659 and encodes 869 amino acids. The record is from RefSeq and is a predicted model, not a curated record. The transcript has 19 exons. Gene Ontology annotation, cellular component: spindle microtubule; nucleus. Gene Ontology annotation, molecular function: ATP binding; microtubule binding; plus-end-directed microtubule motor activity. Lineage: Eukaryota; Metazoa; Chordata; Aves; Psittaciformes; Psittacidae. Gene Ontology annotation, biological process: microtubule-based movement; mitotic spindle assembly.